This is a messenger RNA of Pungitius pungitius (ninespine stickleback), 3696 nucleotides long. It is a transcript of the gene pou3f2b, whose product is annotated as POU class 3 homeobox 2b. Bases 317 to 1462 code for a protein of 381 amino acids. Gene Ontology annotation, molecular function: DNA-binding transcription factor activity, RNA polymerase II-specific; RNA polymerase II cis-regulatory region sequence-specific DNA binding. The transcript has a single exon. Gene Ontology annotation, biological process: brain development; regulation of transcription by RNA polymerase II. NCBI's taxonomy places the organism in Eukaryota, Metazoa, Chordata, Actinopteri, Perciformes, Gasterosteidae. The record is from RefSeq and is a predicted model, not a curated record. Gene Ontology annotation, cellular component: nucleus.
UUGCACUGCUGAUCCCGGUGCUCCGUCUCCCCAUCCUGCACUCCGGCUCUCCGCUUCCACGGGAGCCUCAACUCGCACCUCUCCAACAAAGAGAGUAGUGUUUGUUGAGACUUCCCCGCGGCCAAUCAAUGCGUCGUUACCCCUGGUAACCACGUCCAUCAUCCUCUGACGUCCAAUGAGCUGCGGGGGCGUGGCGGAGUCCAGGUGCGCCUCGGCGUCCACUUGGCAGAGUGCCUGAGAGCCGCCUGUGGGCAGGAGAGGAUCUGUCAAAUGCGAGGUUCCUUUAAUAACAGCGACCAGUCCGGCUCCGAGAGUCAUGGCGACCGCAGCGUCUAACCACUACAACAUCCUCACCUCCAGCGCAUCCAUCGUGCAUUCGGAGCCCGGCAGCAUGCAGCAAGCCACGGCGUACCGGGACGCGCAGAGCCUGUUGCAGAGCGACUACCCGCUGCAGAGCAACAACCACACGCUCAGCCACGCGCACCAGUGGAUCACGGCGCUGUCCCACGGAGAGGGAGUCCCGUGGUCCUCCAGCCCGCUCGGCGCGGAGCAGGACAUCAAACCUGCGGUGCAGGGCGCCCGGGACGACAUGCACAACUCCAGCAACAACCUGCAGCACCAGCCGCGGCCGCCCCACCUGGUGCACCAGACGCACGGCAACCACCACGACGGCCGGGCGUGGAGAACCACCACCGCAGCUCACCUUCCGAGCAUGGGCACGACGAACGGCCAAAGCCUUAUUUACUCCCAGCCGGGCUUCGGCGUAAACGGGCUGAUCCCGGGCAGCGGGCAGGGGAUGCACCACCACAACCUCAGAGACAGUCAUGACGACCACCACAGCCCGCACCUCAGCGAACACGGCCACCCUGCGUCCCAGCAUCAGCACCAGCACCGACCGCAGAGCCACCACGACCACUCGGACGAGGAUACGCCGACCUCGGACGACCUGGAGCAGUUUGCCAAGCAGUUCAAGCAGCGGAGGAUCAAGCUGGGCUUCACGCAGGCAGACGUGGGACUCGCCCUGGGGACCCUGUACGGAAAUGUGUUUUCCCAAACCACCAUAUGCAGGUUUGAGGCCCUGCAGCUCAGCUUCAAAAACAUGUGUAAGCUGAAACCUCUGUUGAACAAGUGGUUGGAGGAGGCGGACUCCACCUCGGGGAGCCCGACCAGCCUGGACAAAAUAGCGGCGCAGGGGAGGAAAAGGAAAAAACGGACUUCGAUCGAGGUCAGCGUAAAGGGAGCUUUGGAGAGCCAUUUUUUAAAGUGCCCUAAACCGGCGGCGUCGGAAAUAAUCGGUCUUGCGGACAGUUUGCACUUGGAGAAAGAAGUGGUGAGGGUUUGGUUUUGUAACAGGAGACAGAAGGAGAAGCGCAUGACCCCUCCCGGAGGAGCGCUGCCGGGGAGCGAGGAUGUGUACGGGGACACGCCGCCGCACCACGGGGUCCAGACCCCGGUCCAAUGAACUCCGCUGGACCGCUCCUCCAGGACAUGCGUAUCCCUUUUAUUUAUCCCCAAGGUUAUAUAUAAAUCACUGAACUAUCAAGCGCUAUAGUGGGUGUUUUAUGUAUAAUAGAUUGCAGUGAGUACUUAUACAAAAUCUGCGGUGAAUAUCGGAGAAAUGGAAAAAUAAGUGAGGGGGGGGUAGGACAUUUUCCUCCUCUCCCAGAGCUAAAGGAACAUAAGCCUGUGUUGUGUUCUCCGAGGAUACAUGCCCAGCACUGUGACUCCAGUCGACGCAGUUUUAAGGUGUAGCCCCUAUUGUGUAUUGAAAUUAUACUUGACGGGAAAAAAAAGAGGGAGGGGAGGAGGGAUACCUGUUUUAGACUAAAAGCAUAGCUGAAUGGUUUCCAUUCGCCACUUUUAUAUCAAAUCACAAGACACAUUUUCCCUGUGCGUAAAAGGGAAAGAAAAUACAAAGGCGUUUAGUUUUUUAGCUCUAAAUUGUGCGUCCAGCAGAGAUGGUUGGGAGGGGGGGGGGGGGGGGCGGGGGGGUGUCAAAGGAGCUACGUUAAUGGAGUAAACUGGAGGGCCAGUAAAGGCUGCAGCCCCCCAGUCCAGUGGAGUCCAGCUGUGGAUGAGCAUCGCCUGGGUCUCCUCCGUCCGCCAGGCAGCACAGAGCCGCUUUGCAUUCAGACCCCGAAGCGGCUGGCCCUUCAGCUCUUAUUUAUGCUUUGAGGACAGAGUUCAGGAUUCAGUUAUUACUAUUAUAUUAUCAUUUUGUAUUUUUUGUCAUCAUUUGUGCAGCAAAUAAUUGGACCAGGGUGCAGUGAUUUGGUUAAAUAAACGGUAUGACCUCCAGCAUAAGUCACAGAGCAGUAUUAAACAAAAAGUCCAUUAUAGUUUUACACUAAACAAGCGUAAAAUGAUACUUCUCCCCCCCCCCCAUGGCGAUUGAUUGAUUUGGAUUAUCUGGCACUUUUCCACAAUAGGAUGGGCUAUAGAUAUAGAGAUAUCUACAAACAUAUAUGCCACCGCCUCUCACGUUACAUUUGGAUCCACUUUUGUAAAUAUUGUAUAACUUUAAAAGUCAUGGCUUCAUCCCUGUUUCUUUUUUCACUGGGGCACUUUUGGGAUUGAUGUUUUCAAAAACAAUUCGAGUUUAUAGAAUCCAGUCUAGCCUUCCUCCUGCCUUGUAUUUGUGUGCUAUUUAACGUUCAUUCUGUCUCCCCGAAAUUAUGCUCGUUUUUUUUUUCAUGGUUCAUGUGAUUGUUAUUAUAAUAUUAUUUUCUAUGAAAUUUCAUGUGAAAUCAAUUUCGUUUCUUUAAAUUGUCGGAGGAGCUCUGUUUUGCCAUUUAGGGUCCGCUUGGAGAUACCAAUCAAAGAAUACUGCUUUGAGGACUGAGUUCAGAUUAAUCGAUAACACCGUUGUAGAGAAUUGUCCAUAAUGAAUCAGGAUAAAAACACAGAUAAGCAUCUUGAUUAGUGCGUUUGAAAAGAAAGAUAACAAUGCCUUUAUAGAUUUCCUCCCAGAAUACAUUUUAGGGACAUUCCAAAAACUGCAGCGUAUGAUCAAAACAUUAUUAUUAUUGUUAUUAUUAUUACUAUUAUUAACAGGGUGUUAUUUUAAUUUGUUUGUGAGGUCGUUGCCACGCAUUUCACUUCAGCCAUUUUGUUUAUCUUUGUCCAUGUUGCUUUAUUACAAGAGGGAACUUGCUUUUAGACGUUUGAUUUUAUUUUUCAGCACUGUUAGUGAGAUUGUAAUUUAUUAUACAAUGGCUUUUUAUAGCUGACACAAAAAUCCGAGAUAUAUAUGAAAUGUCACCGAGCAGGGUUUUUUUUUGGUUGUUUCGGAGGGAAGAAGAGACAUGUUUUGUAUUUCCUUUGAGCGGGAUUGUCGCAGCCUAAAAACACAACUAAAUGUAUAUACAUCUGUUCUCCGUAGCUUGCUUGGUGUCUCGUUUUAUGCAAAAACAGACAUCCGGGGACAUGUCUUUUUUUUCUCCAUCUCAUGUGAAAAAAUACUUUUCUAUCCCCCGAACCCCCCCAACCCCCCCGGAUUUAUUUGUCUCCCGCAGAAAACCACAAACAGACACGUUUGUGGCGUUGAAAUAUCUCCUCAGUAGCUUUAAUUAAUCGAUUCAUCUCAUAAUUCAAUGGAGUUGUGGGACGUAGACCUGUAGCAACCCGACGCUGUUUUUUUGUUGUUUUAUUUAAUUGCUUGUUAAACCAGUCGUUGUUGUUGUUGUUUUUUGGGGG